AGGUGGUUGUCGGUUGACCGAGAGAGGAACCCUUCCCUUCUCUUCCUUCUCCAACUUCUCUUCUCCCUCCCUCUUCUUCUUCUUCUUCUUCUUCUUCUUCUUCUUCUUGGUGUUCGACCUGUAGCAUUUUGGACUGCUGUCCGAAGUCAAAAGAAGCAAAAUAGUUGGCUUGCUUCCGCAGUUUCAUGGAGAGGCUGAUCUCUUCCUCUUCCUCCUCCCUUUCUCUCCCCUUUCGGACGGCAGAGCCUCUGCGGCUCGUCAGGCCUCGACCGCUCCUCUCCCUUCGGUCCCCGUCCGACCUGAGAUUGAGCCCUUGUUUGACGCAAGGGCGGGGUCCCAAGCCCCUGACCGCGCUCUUCUACGAACGAGAUGGCCCGCCUCCUUGUCCCUCCCGCGCCUCGUCCUCCCCUGCGAGCGCUCCGCCGCCUUCUUGCUCCCGAGGGGAGGCGCCGCUUGCUCGGCCUCGUGCCCGAUUCAUCGCCGGAGGAGGACCGGAUGCGUGUUCCCUGCCAAAGGUUGCUCGCGCUGCUGUGGUCACCGCCCUUUCAGCAAUUAUACUGACAGUAACCAAUUCAAUUUUAGCCCAACCUUCAUUUGCCAGAGUGCAAUCUGCUUCCAACUUAGGCGGACAGCUUAUUAAAACUGAGUUACUAAGUAGUGCUUUGGCUGGUUUUUUAGCUGGUUGCCUGCAUACAUUGUCAGGCCCCGACCAUCUUGCUGCCUUAGCUCCUUUAUCGAUUGGAAGAACAAAGAUGGAGAGUGCCAUAGUAGGAGCCCUUUGGGGAUGUGGCCAUGAUGCUGGUCAAGUGCUCUUCGGUUUACUAUUUCUUAUGCUCAGAGAUCGUCUUCACAUUGAGGUUUUCCGCACAUGGGGGACUCGAGUUGUUGGCUUAACUCUGCUAGUGAUAGGUGCUCUUGGAAUCAGGGAGGCUUCCGAGGUGCCCGCUUCUUGUGUUGCUCUCGAUGAGCCCUCAGAUUUGAGCUCCACUGGGAAGAGGAAAAUUGGAUUGGCAACUUUCGCCACUGGCAUUGUGCAUGGUCUGCAGCCAGAUGCACUCAUGAUAAUCCUGCCGGCACUGGCACUUCCGUCACGCCUGGCUGGUGCUGCAUUUCUUUGUAUGUUUCUCGUCGGCACUGUAUUUGCAAUGGCGAGUUACACAGUAUUCAUAGGUACAUGCACAGAAGCAUUGAAAGAAAGGGCCCCUAGGAUCACAGAGAAGCUAACAUGGGCUGCUUCACUCAUCGCGAUAUCCAUGGGACUUGCUCUUCUAAUUACUCCAUUCUUUGGCUUUAGCCUGUUUUGAUUCUCUAUUUGGUUGGUAGUUCUCCCUUGGCAUCCUUGAAUCGCUGAAGAAGAGUAGUUGUUCUGGAAAAUUGGCUUUCACUCUGCAACAGAGGUUACUACCAUUACUUUAGGUUUGAGCUUUUAGCUCGUAACAGAAACCAUAGUGAAGUCUGCCUUUGACAAAGGGUCAGUUUUCAUUCUAAUGUGGCCUUGAAAAUUUUCAGUAUUGGCAAAUUUGGUUAUUUGUCGGUAUUCUAUAGAUGUUGAGUUGUUCUCCAAUUUAAGAUUAAAUAUUGCCAAUAUAUUCUAAAUUUGGACUUGUUA
Musa acuminata AAA Group (dessert banana) is the source of this 1609-nucleotide messenger RNA. RefSeq names its product chloroplast protein FOR GROWTH AND FERTILITY 2-like. The transcript has 2 exons. The coding region runs from base 186 to 1304 and encodes 372 amino acids. The record is from RefSeq and is a predicted model, not a curated record. Lineage: Eukaryota; Viridiplantae; Streptophyta; Magnoliopsida; Zingiberales; Musaceae.